CUUAAUUGUCCGAUCCAGAUUAAGUUCGCGGUCAUCAGCAUCAAUAAACCACUUCCCACAUCAUAUAAUAAUAACCCCUCGCCUAAUUACCUAUCUAUUCCACGAGUUUCCAACAAUAUCCAAAUGAUUAAGCGAAUUACAGUCUCCUUCGUCAUCAUCUUCUUCCUUCUAUCGUCGGCCGUCGGUGCCCAGUCAAGUUCCGGCUCGGUGAAUUCUCCAAAUGCUCCAAUUCGCACUUGGGACGUAUCAUUCGCUCCCGUGGCUGUGGCCCUCGUUUGCGCCUUCGUGUUCAUCGGUUGCUAUGCCAUCUACCUCCACCGCUGCGCCGACUUGGAACUGCCUGACGGAGACCCGACUGGCGCCGCCGCUAAUUGCUGUUCAAGUGGUCAUCAAGGUAUCGACCCAAAAUUACUCGAUACCUUCCCCAUCCUCGUUUAUUCCUCCGUCAAACACCUCAAAUUUGGGAAAGCUACGUUGGAUCAGUGUGCCGUGUGCUUGAGCGAGUUUGAGUCCCACGAUACGCUGCGAUUGCUUCCCAAUUGUGCCCAUGUGUUUCACCCUGAAUGCAUCGACGCUUGGUUGGCCUCCCACGUGACUUGCCCCGUUUGUCGGUCGAGGGUGAAACCGGCGGAGGAGCACCGCCGAGGUGAACACGAAGUAGUGAUAGUGAUUCCGAAUGAGGUUAUUAAUGCACACCAGGUGUUCGAUGAAAGUUCUGUGAGCAGAACAGAGCUUAAUUCAGGAGAAGGAAGAAGUUUGGGAAGGUGUCAUUCAACGGGUCACUGUUUGGGUUUGGGUGAAAUCGGAGGGAACGAUGCGGCGAGGUACAGUCCGACGACUUUGCCGGAGGAUGUAAGGAAACAUAUUCUGGUGAGUCAUGGAGGAAUGCGGCGGUCGGCGAGCUACGAUGUGCUCUGUAGACGGCUGAGUGAUGAAGAGAGCCUUUGAUUCUUUGAAUGGAACUUCCAUUUGUUUCUCAUUCUGUAAAUAAACGGCCGGCGUGAAGGAGAAUUACAUGAAUUGUAUUUCAUGUCAUGUGAAGCACUUUGGCCGUCGUCAUCCUCUGUAGGAAGUGGGAAUGGUAAGCUUGGAGAAUUUCGUUAUGUUAGCAUUGUUAUAGUGUUGUAAAUAUUUUAGGAAUAUUUGUUUUUACGGACUACGGAGCAUGUACAAAGUUA
This is a messenger RNA of Prosopis cineraria, 1178 nucleotides long. RefSeq names its product E3 ubiquitin-protein ligase ATL6-like. The transcript has a single exon. NCBI's taxonomy places the organism in Eukaryota, Viridiplantae, Streptophyta, Magnoliopsida, Fabales, Fabaceae. The record is from RefSeq and is a predicted model, not a curated record. The coding region runs from base 124 to 948 and encodes 274 amino acids.